Molecule: messenger RNA, 3588 nt
Organism: Gadus morhua (Atlantic cod)
Lineage: Eukaryota; Metazoa; Chordata; Actinopteri; Gadiformes; Gadidae
Gene: lca5
Product: lebercilin LCA5
Biological process (GO): intraciliary transport
Cellular component (GO): axoneme
Source: RefSeq, a predicted model, not a curated record
GGUGCAGGAGCGUCGCGAUGGGACUGUCAGGAGCAGAUGAUUGGAGCGAACAAACACAAUCUAACGAUUAUUUCUCCAAAUUACGAGACAUUGGUCGUCGUGCAUACGUUUGGACGUUAUGAGCUCAAUAGUUGGCACGACUAAAAUAUGAGGAUGAAGAUGAUGACUUCUAAGAAGGAUAGGGCUGUUUGACUUGUGCUCAUGACAAGUGACCCUAUGGAGUUGGAAACCAGCAGCGGGGACCAUGACGACAACCGGAACUCCGACCCGGGCUGUCUGUCCAUCCGGAGCAAAGGAAAAGAUUCCCCAGCGUCCACGGGGCCCACUCCCAAGCACGGCUCCAGCGUCCGGGACCGCAGCCAGGACAGGUCCAAGACCCGGAUCUGGGAGCCUGAUCCCGACCGGGACGUGGCGUCGGACGGAGAGAGGCGGGGCAGCGCUGGUAGUUCGUUAUAUUCAGACGACUACGAGUCUCGCUCUUCGGGGCGCUCGCUCUCGCCGUACUCGCGGUCGCGCACGCCGUCGCGCACCUCGCCGCGAGGGCCUCGGACCAAUGGGGCUCUGCAGGCCAGUCCUUUCCGCAAGACAGGUGGGGGAAGAGGAGGAGGGGGUCCGGCGGGGAGUGACACGCCCCAGCGCACGGUGGCCCCCCCUUCUCUGUCCCGACGCUGCACCGAGGGCGUGAGCGGCGGCGGCGCGGAGGGCGCUCCCUGCAGAGCAAGGGAGCCCGCGGCCCCCAAGGACCUAGACCUGGUCACCAAGCGAUGCUGUCGGGCGCGGCUGCUGAAGAUCAACGAGCUGCGCAACGCGCUCACCGAGCUGCAGCUACGCAUGGACGAGUUGCAGAAGGAGAACCGCGUGCUGCGGCAGCUCCAGUUGCGCCAGGAGAAGGCGCUGCAUCGCUACGACGACACGGAGAGCGAGAUCUCGCAGCUGUUGACGCGCCACAGCAACGAGACCACGUCGCUGCGCGAGCGGCUGCGGCGCGCCCAGGAGCGGGAGCGGGCGUCGGAACGCCGGCUGAAGGACGCCGAGGAGCGCCUGCAGAGGAGCCAGGCAGCGGAGGCGCGGCUCCGGAGGCUGGCGGAGAAGCAGGAGCUGGGGCCCCGCGAGGAGCUCAGCCGCCAGCUGGAGCAGGAGAAGGGCCUGGGUCAGGAGGCCCAGCGCAGGAUCAAGGAGCUGCAACGCGGCUUGGAGCUGAGCAACAGCAGUUACCAACGGCAGCUGGCCGCCGAGAGGAAAAAGGUUGUCGGCGUUCAGGAGGAAAUGAGGACGCUGCAGGAGGAGCUGGUGAGGCUGAGCGCUAAGCUAAAGGAGAAGGAGAGGGAGCUGGACACGAUGAACAUCUACGCCAACCGUGUGAUGAAGCCCUCUGCUCGAAAAGACACGGAUCUCGGAGCGAAGAGCAGAGCACCCAGCAUCACCAAGGCAGUGCAGACAGAAGAAAGGCCCCCAAGCCCCGGAUUCCCCACGCCUCCCCCUGCGGCCAUCGCCGACGGCAACGAGUACGCCAAUCGCACGCCCGAUAACCUGUCGUUCAAGGAGCUCCACAACGACCACAGGGGGCAGGAGGGAAGCCGGGAGAGGAGGGAUGAAGACCAUCAGGAGAGGGAGAUGGCAAAGGGCAGAGGGAGGGAGAAGGAGGAGAAACGGCCGCAGAAAUUGUUUUCGAAUGGCCCAGAGCUGAAGCCAAAAAGAUCAGAAGAAGAACAUGCUCCUUCAACAGGCCGGGAGAAAGAGGAGAAGAGGGAACCGGCCACCCUCACCCACAAGCUGGACGACAAGAGGCAGCGGAGGGGCCCGCUCCGGGAGGAGGUGGAGAAGGAGGAGGUGGUGGUGGAGAAGGAGGAGGAGGUGGUGGUGGGCAGCAGAUGGAACCAGGAGGAAGCUGAGGAGGAGCGACGCAGGAAGGACCAUCUGCUGGCCAAGCUGAGGGAGAUCGACCUGCAGAAGGAGCCCUCACCCCCGAACCCUGUGUUCUCCGACCGAGACCCCCGCCCUGUCCCACACCAACACCACCACCACCACCACGCUGCCUCGGGGCCACCCCCACUCCACAGCCUCAACCCUGCAGCCGUCUUCAGCUUCACAGCACUGGAGGAGUCGGCGGGCGCGACGCACACCACUCAGGGGGGCGGGGACGGGGGGAUGAAGGUUGGGGAGGGGGUGGCGGGGGCGGGGCGCAGAGGGCUGCCUCGGCCCCAGCUGUCGGACCCGGACGACCUGACCUUCGGCAGCUACGCCCCCACCAUCGGACGCCCCCCCGCCCGCGGCUCCAUCUCCGGCGGCUUCCCUUCACCCCCGCCUCCGCCCAGAGAGGGAGACAAGGAGAGGGAGAGGAGCGCGGGGAGCGGCGAGGGUCGGAACUCCGUCAGUCUGAUGGAGCAGCUGUUCGGAACGCUGGCCACGCCCCCCGCCCAGAUCUCUAGCUCAUCCAAUAGGAUGGCGGCGCUCGCUAGCGAGUCGCGCCCGCGGCGGGAGAAGCUGUUCGGCCCCGAGGCGGCGGCGCCGGGCCCCUUCCAGGGCACGCUGCACGUGGCGGAGAGCCGGCCCGCGGUCCGAGCCAUCGCUUCAUUCGACGACGACAUCGAGGAACUCACUCUCUGAUUGGCUCACAGGAAAAGAGGAGGGGAUUGUACCUUUUUUAUCAUAAAUUAGUUUGAGAGGCAAUUUUUGUAUGAGGAAUUAUUGUGCAAAUGUGUGUGUCUGUACCAUUGUUCAGAAUCUGGAGCAUCUGGAUGCAGGAAGUGACAUCAUAGUUCCAAUUAGAUUUUGCUCAAGCACUGUUUAGCUACAGGCGGUUCGUUAUUCUGGGAUAAUCGGAUCGGUUCAGAAUAAAAAGCAGGCGGUGAAUGGUUGUGUACUCAGGUAAAAGUAUUGUCAAUGGAAUGAAUCCAUUACAAAGAUGUAAAUUAUACAAAUGUAUAAUUUUAUACAUUGUCCUAAUGUAUAAUUAAUAUAUGUACAUACAUCGUCAACCCUUAUAGUCUGUUGGACGCUGUAAGUCUCUGAUAUGAAUGAAAUUAUACAUUGUUAUCACUUAUUCUUCUGACACGAUUCAUCAUUUCAUGUAUGGUGUUUGUUAUUUUGUGUUUGUAUGGAUGUCGUUAUUGUUUGUAUAUAUUUUCUGAACUACAGUUCCGUUGUCGUACUUCAUAAUUCGUAAGCUCUAGUAUAUGUAUUAAAUAGUACAAUUUACAUUGGAGCUGGUACAAUCAUGCUUGUGAAGCCUUGAAUUUUUAGGUAAUUGACGCAAUUUACCCUAUUAGAUGAAGGACGGAAAAUUUAAUUUGGUGCCAGAAUGUAAAAUAUGAUAUAACAUUAUUGUCAAAAAAAGACUUGUACCACUUAACUUCAAAACAGUAAACAAGGAAUGCUCAUUUAUACUACCUUCAAGUGCCAGUGCUCAUUCAAAAUAUAUCAAAUAGUUAAUACUUUUUUUAACUUUUAUAUUAGGAAUAGGAUUUUGGGGAAUUUAUUUAAUAUUUAUGCAUUUGGCUUGUUAUUUCCGUUUUUAUACAAUAUGUAUAAAUGUAUUGUAUUUGUAUGUCAAAUAGUUGUUUAUGUCAAUAAACGAAGUCAACCAAU